AUGGCUACUUGCGGCAACCCUAAUUGGCAGGACGCGCAAUGGGCUUUUUAUCGGUAUCAGCCUUCAGCAACGGCGGCAGCUGUUUUCAGCGUACUCUUUGGCAUCACUCUUGUCACCCAUGUCGCCCAAAUAUAUAUAACGAGAACUUGGUAUCUCCUUGCGCUCGUCAUUGGAUGUACAUGUGAAUGCAUUGGUUACAUCAGCCGAAUUAUAAGCGGCCAAGAGGAUCCCGGAUGCUGGAGCCUCGGUCCUUAUAUCAUACAAAGCUGCCUCAUUCUUAUUGGACCGACACUCAUGGCUGCAUCGAUCUAUAUGAUUCUUGGUCGUAUCGUUGAGUUGACGGAUGGAGAGUCAUACGUCCUCAUUCGACGACGGUGGCUUACCAAGGUUUUCGUCGGCGGGGACGUUAUAUCACUAUUCUUCCAAUCAUCUGGAGGCGGUUUGAUGGUUAUAGGUGGUACUACCAGCACCAUUGGCAAAUAUCUAAUUAUCAUUGGUCUUUUUGUGCAGCUUGCUUUCUUUGGGGCCUUCGUCGUCCUCGCGGGCGUUUUCCACCACCGAAUGAGUAAAGCGCCUACUUCUCAAGCAAGUCUCCCCCAAGUUCGCUGGCAGCACUACCUAGUUACACUAUACGUGACAGGUGUUAUGAUUUGGGUGCGGAGUUUGUUUCGAGUUAUAGAGUACCUGCAAGGCAACGAGGGAACUUUAUCCAGGUCGGAGGUAUAUUUAUAUGUCUUUGAUGCCGCAUUGAUUCUCAUAGCAAUGCUUUGGAUGAAUUGGUACCACCCUAGCGAGAUUGGUGUUCUCCUUCGGGGACAGGAACCAAAAGAAAAUGGAAUAGAACUUUUAGCUGGGGGAUUUUCCGGAAUGAAGCAAAGGCGCAGAAUUUUAGAUCCGGAUGAGAAAUAA
This is a messenger RNA of Daldinia vernicosa, 909 nucleotides long. RefSeq names its product RTA1-domain-containing protein. The coding region runs from base 1 to 909 and encodes 302 amino acids. The transcript is spliced from 3 exons. NCBI's taxonomy places the organism in Eukaryota, Fungi, Ascomycota, Sordariomycetes, Xylariales, Hypoxylaceae. Gene Ontology annotation, cellular component: membrane. The record is from RefSeq and is a predicted model, not a curated record.